CACCCCCCUGGAAUUUGAGCCAACCAACGAGUGCAUGAUGCUGUUGGGUGAUCUAUGCAAGACUCUGUAACAUAACAGUUAAUUUUAUGAAAAAAAGAAGGAACUAUAUAUUGGUUUUUGGAUCAUUGUAUACAGUACAUUUUAAUCCUUUUAAUAUGCUUCGAAUAAAAGUAAAUUUUUGAUACAAAACAAGCUCCAAUGUCUCAAAAUAAGGUCCAAUGUAAAGCACAUUUGCAAUGAAAAGUUGAUAUAAACAGCAAAAUAGUAAAGAGGGCAGUAGAAGCCUAAGGGAACUGUGGCGCAUUAACUACAACCAUAGUGGGACGUUAUAAUUAUAAACUUGAUCAUCACAUCCCAACCACCUCCCCCCUCUCCCGCUGUACCUUCAAUUUAAAUUGAUGCCUGGUACGGCCCUGAUAACUAUGUUGUUGACUACAAUUUUUUUUUACUUUUCACUUACUGUUGUUAACGGAUAAGUAGUAAACAAAAUCUCCACCAUAAACUGUUGUGAAGAACAGGAAACAUAGAGAAUACAACCAGGUCAUUUCUGAUAACUUUAAACCUUUUUAAUUUUACUUGUUCUAACGAUCUAUAUCACAUAAAUCAUCCCAAAAAUUAUACAAUUAACGAAUGUACAAAUGUCACAACCUGGUGAAGAAGUUGGUAUUGUAUGCCGAAGUGCAAACAUGGUUAGCGAGCGUAGUUCCGCUUUUUUUUUUUAUAGUUUUAAUACGAUUUUGCUUAGUUGUAAAUUAACAACAUUUGCAGUUAAAAACAACGGAUUUGUGGCAGCUAGAAGUUAAAUUUCUUUUGUGCAUGUGACAGACCGUUUAAUUUUAACCACAUUUCUUUUAAGGAACUAAGUAAUGUGCAUAAAAUUUUUAAAUGAACCUUCUUAGCACAGGGUAGGUUCCUUUAAGGCGCUCAGAAACACAGCUUCCAGCUUUUAAUACUUGUGCAUGCGCAUUACAAUUUUUCCUCACGAUGACAGUAUUUCAGCUGAGACAAAAUAAAUUUCAUGGGUUUGUAAAUGGAAAAACUUUUUUAACAACCAAUAAUAGUUUAGAAAGCGCUACCAUUAUGUCAUGGGGAUUGAUUAUAUUGAGGUCCGACGUUUAGAAGCUGGUUAAUGUGCCCGCAAACACUUUAAUAAAACUUCUGCAAAAGCCACCAAGAGAGUUGUUUAAAAUGUGUUCCACUUCUUCAUUAAAAACAAAUAAAUUGGCAAUUUCACACUCUAAACAAUGUCAACACGCGCAGAAAAAACAAACAAAAAUGCGUUAUAAACUCACAUUUAAUUAUAACAUAUUGUACCGCUCCUGUUCGAUUUUUUAAAUUUAGCUGUGGUGCUUAGGGUGGCUAAUUCGUAAUUGUUUAGCCGGAAGUUCAAAAUUAAGCUGCAAAUGAAUAACUACUAGUUGUGAAUCCGUGGAAAAUCCUGGGAUCGGUGGUCAGCAUAAUUAAUUAUUCCGACAGGGCCCCGUAUAAAGGUGAGCGCAGCCAGAGAUUAUGCUUAAAACAUCAGUUAGUUAUCGGAUGCAACUUUAAGUAAGCCCAAUUAAUUUAAACUGCUGAAAAAUCGAUUUCACAAUGCCUUUUUCCACUAAGUCGAGAUUCCUUUUCUAAGGGUAAUUUGCGUUACUAUGGUAAUAAUAGCAAAAGAGAUUAAAAAAGAGACAGUAUACAAGGGGGAUGAUCUAUUUUUAGAUUAUUUUAUGAAGUCGUAUCCUUUGACUGUAGUUACCUAAUUCCCUGUGAUGUAGACCACCCGCAUGUUAGAUGAAUACGAAAUUAUUAUAAAGCUUUUUUAGAUAAAACCUCAAGUCUAUCUGAAAGAGCUCUGGGAUCAAAAAUGUGAGUAGGUAUGACUAUAAUUAGGUUGCGUCCCCUUCCCUGUUUAUUUAUGCUUACUGGUUGAUGUGACUUCAAGAAUGAGAACCUUAUUUUUUCGUCCACCUUUUUUUUCUCCACUAUUUUCUUUUUUUUAACUAAUUUUUUUAACUUAUGUCUGUGAGACGUUUUUUGUAUUUUAGAGCGUUGAAUAACUAUGUAUGCAGUGGUUUGAUUAUUCGUCUUAUAGAUGCAAAGAUACUUUAAUUCUAUAAUGGUCUUAGAUCAUAGUGAAUGUUUAAACCUAAAGUUGAUGUCACCUUAUCAUUUAUACCAUCAAUUUAUAGACAAUUUUUAAAGCUUUUUUCGUAUGAAACCAACUUGACAAAGGUAAAAUUUCAGGUAUAAUGAAAAAACACGACCUAAGACCCUAUAGGGGGGCAGGUCCUGCGUUCUUCUUUACCGGUUAGCCGGACACAAUUCGUAAGUAUUUUUGUGCGGUGUAAUAAUUAAUGUUGGCUUACAAUCAUUCAUUAGAUUCAUAAAAUGCAACGAUUGGUCUUACUCCUACAGAUUAAGACUUUCUCAUGCUCUUUUUUACAUGUGAGUAAGGAUAAUCAUCCUCAAAUAGAUACAACAACCACGCUAAUUAUCUUCCACUCUAUAACGUUAUUUAUCCACACAAUCUUUAGAAAACGUCUAUUUAAAAGGAUGUUCCCACAUGUGUAAAGGAAUGCCUGUGCUAUUAGUAAUCUUAUGCAAUGUAGAACAAAGAAAUGUUUAGAACAUUAUAUGCAUUGGUAUAAUAAUAGUAAUGUAUUCUAACCUGUCUAUAUAAACGAAAAAUAUUGGCAAGAGAUUCAUACUAACGAGCCAGUUGAAGACGUCUCUCCACAAAACAGAUAAAGAUGAACAAGGUGCUGUUGUUAAUUCUUUUGGUGGCGUUUGCAUCAGCGCUGCCAACAGUGGAUGAUCUUUUGCAAGUGAAAGCCCAUGUUAAAAGUUUCUUCGACCAAAAUCGAGAUGUCAACUUCAUUGCUGGCAUUGUGCGGCUAAUGUUUCACGACUGUGUUGGACCAGGUUUCUGUGAUGGAUGUAUUGAUUACCAAAAUCCUGACAACGCUGGAUUGGCAAGGUACACAACACCAUUAAAUGCUUUGUUUGAUGCAAAUUUUGCUGGUAAAAUGUCUCGAGCUGAUUUCUAUGCCAUUUCGUCCAUCGUGGCCAUAGAGGAAGCUACUGCUGGAGCUCCUGAUGGAGAAAGAAUUAUUGUUCAGGACUUUAAGUUAGGACGAAGAGAUUGCUCUUCUUCACCAAAUGAAGACAAAGCUGGAAAAUUUCCUGCAGGUAAAUUCAACCUGGAGGAAAUGCUGGCAUUUUUUAAGAAAGCCUUUGAUUUUAAUGCUGACCAAGUGACAGCAUUGUUGGGUGCACAUUCGUUAGGCCGUGCACGGGUGGAAAAUUCUGGAUAUGAAGGUCCAUGGGUCAGGGGUCGAGAUGCUACCAGAAUUUUAGACAAUCGCUACUAUCAACUGAUGAUUCAAAUGGUCAGAUGGGACCAAAUGCCGAUAACCUUUAGAGGUACAACAAAAUUUCAAUGGCAAAAACCUGGCACUGUGGUUAAUAGUCCUAAUAUUGAUGAGAGAGAUCAAAGAAGUAUGUUUUUAAACGUCGACAUGGCUUUAGCUUGGGCGUUCGUUGGAGAAAAAGCUUCGUGUGUUAUUUGCCGAGAUAGACUUCGCAAUAGAACUGGAUGUUGUGUUCACUCGAGCACGCACGACACUGCUCGAAGAUACUCGCAAGAUAACGCCCUUUUUAUACGUGAUUUUAAGGAUGUCUUUAUGCAGAUGAUCAACAAAAAUACAGCUGAACUGACGGAAGUUGAAAUACCAACAACUUUACCACCUUCUCCGCAGCCCGUAGUGCGCCCUAGAAGAGGUGGUAGUGGAAAAAGCGGUAGUGGAAAAGGCGGUAGUAGAAUUGGUGGUAGAGGGGGCGGCGGCGGACGAAACAGAGGUGAUACUAAGGGAAAUGAAGUACCACGUGAGAAACGUGCGAUGAAUAUUUUGAAAGAGGUUGAAAGCACACUGGACCGUAUUCGUGAAAAUCUUAAUUGAAUAACCAACUUAACAUGCACCAUAAGCAUUUCGUAUUGUAGAUAAUGCUUACCUGUAAUAUUAAUAAUUUAACCACACUGCAUGUUAUACUUGUAACCAGUUUAAAUAUAAACUACUUUAAUAGCUCUUAGCAGUCUUUUUUAGUCUUUUAUGACUUAAAGUUUAUCAGAAAAUGCACAGAUUUCCUUCUGUAAAACAUCAUACUAUAUGGUGCUGAUACUAGACUACGCCACAACCUUUUUAAAAGAACACUUUUGGGGAUCAAAAAAAAGCUAUUUAGCCUUCCAAAUUUUUUAGUUGUAAUUCUUGCUUGCCGAAACUUGCAUUGGUUUCUCUAUCCUUUUUCUAGAACAUAUAUAGUACUUUUCGUCGAGCGGUGAGGUGAUUUUUGUCUAAUUUUUGACUAAUGGUUAAAGCGACCUAAACACAAAUUUAAAAGUUAAUAAUACUGGUCAGUCAAAAGUCAAGAAUGUUGAACCAAAAUCACAUUUAGAUAGUUACAUUCCCUAUUUUUUAGAAUGAUAUUUAUUUUUUUCCACCAGUAUUUUUAGUUCCUAACAAUAUCAAGCUGCCCAACAUUGUUUCAAAUUUUUUUUAGUAUCUAGAGGGAAACUAGAAACCUUUAUAGUCUAGGUCUCACGACCAUUCGCACUGCAAGCGAACGCUCUACCACAAGACCACUAGUCAUGGGAGGCACACGCAAUAUAUACGCUUGCUAAAUAUGUGGGUGAAAUUAGAAUUCUUGAUUUAUUUAGGAUAUGAGAACAAAACACGCUUACGGGCUAUGCGUUUGAAGUUAUUUUCUUGCUAUGUGUGUAGCGAUUUUAGAUAAUUUGUAAAAAAACUUCAAAGUUUUGUUUAGUCUAAACUGAGGUAUACGGAAUACGGAAUUCGUAAUAAUGUAU
Messenger RNA from Hydractinia symbiolongicarpus, 4852 nucleotides. Its product is annotated as putative ascorbate peroxidase. Gene Ontology annotation, molecular function: heme binding; peroxidase activity. The coding region runs from base 2739 to 3947 and encodes 402 amino acids. The record is from RefSeq and is a predicted model, not a curated record. The transcript has 2 exons. Lineage: Eukaryota; Metazoa; Cnidaria; Hydrozoa; Anthoathecata; Hydractiniidae. Gene Ontology annotation, biological process: cellular response to oxidative stress; response to reactive oxygen species; hydrogen peroxide catabolic process.